GUACGAUAUAAAAAGAUUGCUUUCGCUUUCACUUCCACCCAACAUACCAUACCACCCACCACGUUAACUCACUCACCCUCCCUCUGCAUAGCUGCUAUUAUAGCUUUAACAAAUACUUUAUAGCGUACAGUAUCACACAAUCUUACGUUACAGUAUCACACAAUCUUACGUAUACUUUUAUACCGAGAAGCUUGAUUAUAUUUAGUAUAAAAGCUUUUAGUUUGUGUUUAAUUUGUUUUCUUAUUCUUUCGUAGUUUGCAAAACAAAACGUACACCAUGUCGAAAGACGAAAUCAAAUGCUCUUUAAAGGGUGAAGCUUUAUUGGCGAAUCCUCGCUUGAACAAGGACACGGCUUUCACUGAAGAAGAACGUAUCAAAUAUGAACUUACCUCUCGUCUUCCUCCCGUUGUGGAGACCUUACAGGAACAGAUUGACAGAGCCUAUGAACAAUACAAAUCGUUCGGUGAUAGAGUAUUGGAAAAGAACUUUUAUUUGUCGCAAUUGAGUAUUCGAAACCAGACUUUAUUCUAUGCUUUGAUCAGCCAACAUCUAGUUGAAAUGAUCCCUAUUAUUUAUACACCAACGGAGGGAGAUGCUAUCAUGCAAUUCUCAGACGUUUAUCGUUACCCCGAGGGGUGCUUUUUGGACAUUGAUCACAAAGAUCCUCAAUACAUUAAGAAUCAACUGUCUGCCUUUGGAACAAAAGAUUCCAUCAAGUACAUCAUUCUUACCGACUCCGAGGGUAUUUUAGGUAUUGGUGAUCAAGGUGUAGGUGGCGUCUUGAUUUCUGUUGCCAAAGGCCAUUUAAUGACUUUGUGUGCUGGUCUUGAUCCCAAUUGCUUCCUACCCAUAGUAUUGGAUGUUGGAACCGACAACCAAAAACAUCGUUCCAAUCCUCAAUACAUGGGUCUUAAAAGGGACCGUGUGCGUGGUGAAGAAUAUGAUCAAUAUUUGAGUACUGUUCUCCGCUCUAUAAGAGAGGUUUUCCCUCACGCCUUUAUUCAUUUUGAAGAUUUUGGUUUGAAAAAUGCAAAGCGCAUUUUGGACGAAUACACCAAAGAGUUCGCUUGCUUCAACGAUGACAUCCAGGGUACCGGUGCUGUCGCUUUGGCUGCCAUUGUAGCCGCUCUCCAGGUUACGAAAUCUCCUUUGACUGAACAACGCAUUAUGAUCUUCGGUGCUGGUACUGCUGGUAUCGGUAUUGCCAAUCAAAUCACCAGUGCCUUGGUUGGAGAUGGCCUUUCUAAGCAACAAGCCAUCGAUCAUAUCUACUUGGUGGACCGCUAUGGUUUAUUAUUGGAAAAGCAUGCUGAUGUUGCUACAGAAGAUCAAAAACCUUUCCUGAAGAAAAACGAUAGUUUCCAAGACAUUAACGGUGAUGUUGACUUGGAAACUGCCAUCUCUCGCGUGAAGCCUACUAUCUUGUUGGGUUGCUCAGGUCAACCUGGUAAAUUUACCGAAAGAGCUAUGCGUGAAAUGGCUAAGCAUGUCGAACAGCCCAUUAUUUUCCCUAUCUCAAAUCCCACCAAGCUUAUGGAAGCUAAACCCGAUCAAAUUAACGAGUGGACAAAUGGUAAAGCACUCAUGGCCACCGGAUCACCUCUUCCCCCCAUCAAGCGUAACGGUAAGGAAUAUAUUAUUUCUCAAUGCAACAAUGCUCUUCUUUAUCCAGCUUUGGGAGUGGGUUGUGUAUUAUCCGGUUGCAAAUUUUUGACCGAUACUAUGAUGAAGGCUGCUUCCGAUGCCUUGGCAACCGUGCCAAAGAAUUUGUUCAAAUCGGAAGAGGCUUUACUUCCUGAUUUGAAUAAUGCUCGUGAAAUUUCCCGUCACAUUACGCUCGCUGUUUUGAAGCAAGCCAGAAAAGAAAACAUGAGUACUACUGAAUUCCCCACUGACGACAAGGAAUUGAGCGAAUGGAUUUUGAAGCACGAGUGGAAUCCUACUUACAAGAAAUUCGUAUAAACUGUCCGGCACCUUGUAUUCAGGUAACCGUACUUUGUUAAACAAGUUUACAUACGAUGAAAAAGUUGUCAUUUCAUGGGUACAACCCAUUUUUUGGAAUCUUAUGAGUUGAUUUUUACGCAAAUAUCAUUCCCUUUAUUUUACUACAUUAAGCAUAAAUGUCCAGUAAAUGUCUACUUAAAC
This is a messenger RNA of Schizosaccharomyces octosporus yFS286, 2145 nucleotides long. Its product is annotated as malic enzyme. The transcript has a single exon. The coding region runs from base 277 to 1962 and encodes 561 amino acids. Gene Ontology annotation, cellular component: mitochondrion. NCBI's taxonomy places the organism in Eukaryota, Fungi, Ascomycota, Schizosaccharomycetes, Schizosaccharomycetales, Schizosaccharomycetaceae. Gene Ontology annotation, molecular function: NAD binding; malate dehydrogenase (decarboxylating) (NAD+) activity. Gene Ontology annotation, biological process: malate metabolic process; pyruvate metabolic process. The record is from RefSeq and is a predicted model, not a curated record.